Salvia splendens (bonfire salvia) is the source of this 683-nucleotide messenger RNA. RefSeq names its product probable calcium-binding protein CML44. The transcript has a single exon. Lineage: Eukaryota; Viridiplantae; Streptophyta; Magnoliopsida; Lamiales; Lamiaceae. The record is from RefSeq and is a predicted model, not a curated record. The coding region runs from base 59 to 547 and encodes 162 amino acids. Gene Ontology annotation, molecular function: calcium ion binding.
AUUUAUAUGAACUAAAUAAAUUCUAUUUUCCCCUUAAUUUCUACAUAAACAUAAAAAUAUGUAUCCUCUCACCACAUAUCACUUGCACCAAAUCUUCAACGAGCUAGACCGGAACAAGGACGGCCUAGUGAGCAUCGACGAGCUCAUGUCGCUCCUCACCAGGCUCGGCCUGCAUGCUAAACAGGCCGAGCUUGAGCUUCUAGUGGGCGAUGACAAAGCCCUCGACUUUUUCAAUUUCCUCUUCUUCUACCAAUCCUUGAACAAAAUCAUUGUUCAAGAAAAUCGGGACCAAAUCAAGGAGGAUGACCUUGAAUUCCCGGACGACGAUCUUAGGAAGGCGUUCGGGGUUUUUGAUCUAAACAACGACGGAUUCAUCUCCAGGGAGGAGCUGCGGAUUGCAUUAGGUAGGUUAGGAUUAUGGGAUGAGAAGAGUUGUGGCCAAGAUUGUAUGCAAAUGAUUGGCAUCUACGACACUAAUUCCGAUGGAUUGCUAGAUUUCGAGGAGUUUAAGGAAAUGAUGUCCAUGGAUUCCUUGGAAUCUUGUUAGAACUUUGCUUUUUUUUUUUCCUACUUAGAUUUUUUCCUUGGAAGGAAUUUUCAUCGUGACUUUGUAGUAUCUUCCAAAGAAAAAACAUUGUGUAACGUAUGCGGCUAUAUAUGUAUAUAGUUUGAUUUAUUCUUAA